This is a messenger RNA of Naegleria lovaniensis, 1188 nucleotides long. RefSeq lists its product as uncharacterized. The coding region runs from base 1 to 1188 and encodes 395 amino acids. The record is from RefSeq and is a predicted model, not a curated record. Lineage: Eukaryota; Heterolobosea; Eutetramitea; Acrasida; Naegleriidae. The transcript has a single exon.
AUGUGGGAAGUCAUUCGUAACAAGUAUGAGGGAUACGGAGAUGGAAGAAUAGAGAAUGCCGAGAGAAACUUUCAUGCUAAUAGCAAACAUAUUGCCAAAUUCAGUUGUAAACCAAAUCCGAAAGAACAAGAUCCCAAUAGUUGUACACCAGCCAUUGGAUCGUUACUAUAUACCAAGUUAUGCCAGUUGACCACUUCGGAUAAUGAAAUUCUUGUCACGAAGAGUAUGAAAUCACUCCAAGAGUUGUACAAGGCUUCCUCAAAGAAUAUUGCUGCUAGUAUUCUCUACACGGACAAUCAAAUCAUUCCAAAUUUAGUAGAUUUAACCAAGAAGGAUUACUCGAAAGAAGAAGCGUUAAAAACUCUUUGUUGUGCUUUUAAAUGCAAACAUGGAAGAGAUUCCAUGUUACCUCAUGUACAGUCCGUUCUGAAUGAUAUUUUGAGAAAUUUUGAAAUUGAAAAACCAGAACAUGUGUAUCUGACUCUGAAAUGGCUCAAAGGAUUAGCUUUGGAAAAGGAAGCAUGUCAUCAAAUGACUGAUAGUGAGGAUCUUCCAGGACUUGUCAUGCAAUGUUUGGAUUACUAUCAAAGUAAGGACAUGAAUCCAAAAGUAAUGAAGAAUGGCCUCAAAUUAUUGAACCAGUUGCUUAAAGUUCCAAAAACUCAUGUUCUUCUUGUGGCAGAAGAUUGCAUUUUCCUAUUGAUUGAAAAGAUAUUUGAACGGUAUUUGAAUGGUAAUUACGAUGAAAAGGUUUUGAUUGCUCUCAUGGAACACAUUUCUCUAUUGAGUUUCUAUACCGAUGGAUUAACAAAAUGUGUUCGAUUUAUCCAACAAAUUAUGACAUUGAUGGAAACUAGAAAUUUGUCUCUCCUAUUGCAAUGUAUUUGUGCCCUGUCUCAUAUUACGAUCAGUGUUGAGGCUAAAUAUCAAAUAAUGGAAGAAGCAAGUUCAAUCAAGAGUGAAUUCAUCAGAAAGAUUACCCAAAUAUUUGAUAAUUAUUUAGUCACCUAUGACAAUCAUUACAUUUUCAUUAAUACUUUGAAAGUCAUUUGUAACAUUGCAGAAAAGGAUAGAAAAGCUUUGCGAGAUCUGGUUUCCAAAAUUGAUUCUCGCUUACAACAAUUAAACAAUCCCACAGUGGUUGAUGAGCUUGAACAUACGCGAGAAGUACUUUCAUGGUCACCAUAA